AUGCGGUGUGAUCAGCCUCUUGAGGCCAGCCCGCGCAAUGAUAGAGAGUUUGAGGUUGUAAUCGAGAAGAGCCCGGAAGAUCAGAGAAUUGGCUUGGACAUCAGCGUUGUAGGUGGCAAGGUCCUCAAGGUCUGGAAGGUGAAGGAUGGCUUAGUCAAUGAGUGGAACAAGAACCAAGCACCAGAAAUGCAGGUAAAGGGUGGCGAUGCGGUGGUAGCUGUGAACGGCAAGCGUGGCAGUGCUGACCAGCUUCUGGAAGAAGUCUCCAAGGGCAGGUCUGCCGGUGACCAUCCUGGUGUCCCGGGGAAUGUUCGCAUGAACGACUUGUCAAUCCAGGCCGCAAAGGCGAACUGCCUUCCAGUGUAUGCCUAUUUGAGCGAGGAAGCUCUCGUACGCUGCGUAGACAGUAGAGGUCCACCUGUCUUUGUGCUUCUGGUUUCAAGGCGCACCUGGUCCAAGCAGCACUACCGCAUACGAACGCCUCGCCCACUGACCGACAAGUUUGAUCUGUCUCGAGUGCAGCCGCAAAAGGAGUGGUGGCGAGAGAGACGGGUUGCCCCAGCAACUUUCUUUGGCUUUCCGGAUGUCACCAAGGCCGGCCUGAGGGGUGGCAGCCUCUACACGGAGCAGAUGGACGCGGUUACGCUGGCAGUGCUGGCAGACAAGUGUGUUCAGGAGAAGGUGUGGGAUCCAGAAAUCUGGCUGAAGUUCUCAUGGCGUGCGCAGCAGUUGUCGACUCGCACCCAGGAGCCCGACCUCUGCUACAUCUUUCGCGCGUUUGCCCGUGCAGACUGGUUUGAUCAGAACCUGUUGACAACUUAUCUUGGCAGACUGCACCGCAGGUUGCCGCAGUUCCAAUUGCCUGAUGUGGCCGUGCUUCUGGAGGCCUUCGAGAACUCCCGUUUCAGGCAGGGAGAGUAUCUUCAACGGAGUUUGACACACAUGGCUUUGCUGCUUCAGCAUCGAGAUGACGCUGGUGUGGAGGAUUUGGCUAGAACUUGCGUUGCGUUGCGGAAUCUGCGCCCGCAGCCGGCAGUCAUUGCCGUGGAGGUGCGAGCCGGCCUCCUCCUGCUUGCUGAGGCGUUGCUUCUCCGCGAGUUGUCAGAGUUGAGUCCUUCACAGGCAAUCGGUGUGAUGGAUGCGCUUGUCUGCUGGGGGCUUGUCAACAGUGAGCGUCCUCAAAGCAGCAAUGCAGCUGCAGAUUUAUGUUGGUCUCUGGCACGAGAGCUCAAAGGGAAGCUUCGAAGCGCCGGCAGAGAGAACCCCGAGGACUUGGCGCUGCUGGCCAUGGCCCUCUCUAGCGGCAAGAUCGAUUACCAGGAAUUGUGGCAGGAGCUUGUCACGAACCUGGAACUGGAGAUGCACAGACUGUCGGGUUCCGCCGCAUCAAAAGCAGUGUAUUCCGCCUCCAAAUAUGGACACAGAGGCAUCAAGCUUUACGAGAAUGCUGGCCGACUUCUUGGGGAAGAAGCCUCGACGCUCUCUUCACUGGACUGUGCUUAUGCUGCAGGUGGCUUCUUGCGUGGCCCUGGGUCCUUGGCGGAGCAGGCCAUUUUGUCGCCGAGUGCCUGUUGUACUUUGUUACAUGCAGCUGACUGGGAUCAUGCCAGCCCCUCAGGUAGUGCUCAAAGGGCCGGUGGGUGCUCGCACCCUGGAGCUGGGAUUUGCCAGCUUCGAGGCGGAGGCUGGUGA
Messenger RNA from Symbiodinium pilosum, 1692 nucleotides. The record is from the annotation of a GenBank genome assembly. NCBI's taxonomy places the organism in Eukaryota, Dinophyceae, Suessiales, Symbiodiniaceae.